Messenger RNA from Aspergillus novofumigatus IBT 16806, 1572 nucleotides. Its product is annotated as FAD/NAD(P)-binding domain-containing protein. The coding region runs from base 94 to 1341 and encodes 415 amino acids. The record is from RefSeq and is a predicted model, not a curated record. The transcript has 2 exons. NCBI's taxonomy places the organism in Eukaryota, Fungi, Ascomycota, Eurotiomycetes, Eurotiales, Aspergillaceae. Gene Ontology annotation, molecular function: FAD binding.
CACGAGCAGAACUGCGAAGCUCCAGCGUCAAACAUUAUUGUCACAACCCCAACCAACUAGCGCCUAUUGUCCAUCAAGUACCACGCCCACGCUAUGGCACCCCUGAAAAUUCUUAUCUGCGGCGGAGGUAUCGCUGGCCCCGCCCUUGCUUUCUGGCUCUCGAAGCUGGGGCAUGAUGUUACGAUUGUCGAACGAUUCCCCUGUUUGCGUGCCAGUGGGCAACAGCUAGAUCUACGGGGACCCGGAAUUCAAGUCAUGAAACGUAUGGGCCUCGAGGACCUUUUCCGCUCUCAAGGAAUAAGCGAGGUCGGCAUGCAGUUCGUCGAUGAUCACGGUAAACAGAAAGCUUUCUACCCGGUGAACAAGUCCGGCAAGGGAUUGCAGAGUUUCACAACCGACUAUGAAAUUAUGAGAGGAGACCUCUGUCGCAUGUUGUACAACCUUACCAAGGACCGUGUCAACUACAUAUUUGGUGUACAUGUCGAGAGGCUCGAGCAGGAUAGCGACUUAGUCAGGGUCAAAUUCUCCGACGGCAAGAAAGAUCAAUUUGAUCUAGUAGUGGGUGCGGAUGGACAAGGAUCGCAUACUCGGCGGAUGAUGCUAGGACCCGACGCCCCAGAUCCGUUCCACUUUCUCGGCCUUUACAUUGCAUACUUCACGCGGUUUGUUUUCACGCGAAGACAUGCUCGGGACACGAUUCAAGCAUAUCUCGGCUACUGUGCUGCCUCGGAAAAACUGGAAAAUGUCAGAAAGAGCGAUAUUCAGGAGCAAAAAGAAGUCUGGGCCCAACUCUUCGCUGAUGCUGCCUGGAAGACACCGCGAAUCAUCCGUGACAUGCAGAAUGACACGGCGGCGAACGACUUCUACUCUCAGAAGGUGGGACAAGUGAGGCUGGACUCUUGGUCUCGUGGUCGAGUUGUUCUCGUUGGGGAUGCUGCCUACUGUCCCUCUCCCGCCACAGGGAUGGGCACCACAUCGAGCCUUACCGGAGCCUAUGUCUUGGCAGGGGAGAUUGCCAAGUACUGUGGUCGUCUUGAAUCUUCCGAUGGUCCCAAGGACCCUCUGUUCACCGCUUUGAACGAGUAUGACAGAAAAUUUCGACCCUUCAUGAAAGAAGUACAAACACUAGGUCCCGGUAUGCCAAAUAUUGUAGCCCCGGAGACCAGAUGGGGCAUUUCUGUGAUGCACUUUAUCUUGUGGCUGGCUGCUUUGCUAGGCAUUGAUGCGGUUGCCCAAUGGUUUCUGCGCGAAAAGAAUGCAUGGGACCUGCCGUACUAUGAGGAGCUGGAUAUUUCUACCCAAGAGAGACCUGAGCCUGCCGAUGCCAAGAAGUCACGCUAGGCCUGGGAAAUUUACUCAGAUAAGGAAAGCUCAACGCUGAACUCCCAGUUCCGAACCGAAUUCAAUAGCAUUUGUUGGACAAUUUGAAGUAUUACUGAUAAUUAACGCUAAUAUUACUGUCAUCGGCUGUGGCCACGUGGUGAGAGCUUGUUACUAGUCAUUACAUUGAUUAGUACAUUCGCCGCCUGUACCUAGUUUCUUCCUCCUUAAGCAGUUCCAUUUCAUUCCUCG